AUGGCAACUCUAAGGUUACCACCUUUACCAAAUAUGAAAGAUUUGUUAAAAAUGUAUAAAUUGCAUGCAAUGAGACAGCUUUCUCAAAACUUUAUCUUAGAUCAAAAUUUGUCAGAUAAAAUAAUAAGAAAAACAGGAGAUCUCUCUGAUUGUCAUGUAUUAGAAGUUGGUCCUGGUCCUGGUGGAUUAACUCGAUCUAUUUUAAAGUAUCAACCAAGGAAAGUAAUUGUUGUGGAAAAAGACAAAAGAUUUAAGCCAACGUUAGAAAUGUUGGCGGAUGCUUUUGCAGCAGUUAAUGGUAACAUGGAAAUUAUUUUUGAUGACAUAAUGAGGUAUGAUAUGACUACUAUUCUCUCAUCAACUGAAGCUAAAGCUUGGACAGAUAAAAGUCCAAGGAUUAGAUUAAUUGGUAAUUUACCAUUUAAUAUAUCAACACCUUUGAUAAUAAAGUGGCUACGUGCAGUUUGUGAAAAAACUAGUGCUUGGAAAUUUGGAAGAACUAAAAUGACAUUAACAUUUCAAAAAGAAGUUGCUGAACGAUUAAUAGCUCAACCAUCAGAUUUACAAAGAUGUAGAUUAUCUGUGAUGGCACAAGCUUGGACAAAACCAAUAUUACAUUUUAUUAUACCAGGUAGUUCCUUUGUUCCUAAACCAGACGUUGAUGUUGGUGUUGUAACAUUUAUACCUUUAACUGUUCCACGUACAAAACACGAAUUUACAAUUUUUGAGAAAGUUACACGACACAUUUUUAGUUUUCGUCAAAAAUACAGUGUACGAGGUAUUGAAACAUUAUUUCCUCUAGAACAUAGGAAAGAAUUGGGACAAAUGAUGUAUAAACUUUCUGAUUUGGACCCACAAACAAGACCAAUGCAACUUACAGUAGAGGAUAUUGAUAAACUUGUUAGUGCAUAUAAAUAUUUAUUAGAAAAGCACCCAGAAAUAAGUUUUUAUGAAUAUCGUGCAUCACGCCGCAUAGUAUCAUUAUCUGAUACAAAGAAUCUAGAAGUCGUGGAAUGUACAGACUAAAAUUUGACUAUUAUAAUAAACAUAAAUAACAAUAAUUUUAUUUUUGCUAUACCUUUUUAUGUUUACUUUUAUUCAUAUAUAUCAUAAAUGUUUUAAUAAAUCAAGAGAAUUUAUAAAUUAUUUAAUAUUUAUACUUAUGUUAAUGAUUAUACAUGUAAAUAUUUUUGAAAAUAUGAUUCGUUCCAUUUGCCAGUCUCGUUAUCACGUUAAAUUUUAAUUUUACCAGGUUAACCUAUCAAUUUUAAUUCCGCAAUUACAUUAUUAAAAGUAAUUUAACAACUAUUAUUUUAAAUACUUCCACGACUGUAACAAUUUUAUAUCUUUUCCAACUUAUAUCUUUUUCUCAUAGAAACACUAAAUAACUUAUGAAUGCAAUAAUAAAGAAUUCGAUUAUAUUUUUUAUCGUAAAAAAUUAAAAAUCAUAAUUACAUUAAAAUACAUUAGUUUGAAUCUCAAGUAAUUUGCACGAGACCAGCUCUUUACAUUACAUUGUGUGUAUGUAUAUUGCUUGAAAAUAGAGUAUAAGAUGUAAGUAAUAAUAUACAAGAUACAUUACAUUUUGAACUAGUAAAUGUAUGUAUAAUAUUUUAAUAAUACAUAUAUUGUAAAGAUACAGAAGACACUGAGUAAAAGGAAGAAUUUGAACAUGA
Bombus pascuorum is the source of this 1676-nucleotide messenger RNA. It is a transcript of the gene mtTFB1, whose product is annotated as dimethyladenosine transferase 1, mitochondrial. Gene Ontology annotation, molecular function: mitochondrial transcription factor activity; rRNA (adenine-N6,N6-)-dimethyltransferase activity. The record is from RefSeq and is a predicted model, not a curated record. Bases 1 to 1026 code for a protein of 341 amino acids. Lineage: Eukaryota; Metazoa; Arthropoda; Insecta; Hymenoptera; Apidae. Gene Ontology annotation, biological process: rRNA methylation; transcription initiation at mitochondrial promoter. The transcript is spliced from 3 exons. Gene Ontology annotation, cellular component: mitochondrial matrix.